This is a messenger RNA of Drosophila ficusphila, 978 nucleotides long. RefSeq lists its product as uncharacterized. The coding region runs from base 174 to 476 and encodes 100 amino acids. The transcript is spliced from 2 exons. The record is from RefSeq and is a predicted model, not a curated record. NCBI's taxonomy places the organism in Eukaryota, Metazoa, Arthropoda, Insecta, Diptera, Drosophilidae.
UCAUAAUUGAUAAUAAAUUCUGAGGCAAACUAGAAAAAUACCCGACGACACCGGGGCAUAUCUAAAUGUCCAACUGAACACGCUUAUUAAAACUCGCACAAUUCGCUUAUCGAAUCAGAAGCGCACUAAUUCCAAUAUAAAUAGCUGCGGUACGAGGAGUGGAGCUUGGAGGGAUGUGGUUCUCCACUCGGCCGCUGCACAUAACAAAUGCUGAGCAAUAUAAAACCAGUCCGAUAACUGUUCAUAGCCGAUUAACCAAAGCGGCACGCAAGACACCGACCGAACCUGACCGUCGAGAGAUCUCCUCGUCGCUCCCCGAAAACCCCGGGAACUUCGAGAACCCAAACCCAGGAAACUAUGGGAAUCGAAAAGUCAGAAGACAGGUGAUGGAUACUGCAGAGAUGGUUCUACACAAACACUUUACACAGAUAGAUGGAUGCAACAGUUGUCGCUAUCCGCGUGCUGAAUGCUUUUGAUGAGCGUGAAAUACAACAGAGUCGAGAGCAGCAGCAAUUGGUUAAGAGGGCGUGGCAGCGGGGCGUCGAGGGGGCGGGUCGGGCGGCGACAGUUGUGCUAAAGGUGGCCAAAGCCACCGAGUUUCAGGCACCGAACAUCGGACAUCGUACAUCGGACAUUGGACACUGGACACCGGUCGUCGUUGGCCGGUGGUCAGUAUUCAGUGUUCUGUGUUCUGUGUUCUGUGGUCAGUGGUGCGCUCUACGGUCUGAGUGGCCUUCCAGUUCUUGGCCGCUGACAAAACGAUCGUAAAUAAUUUUUAUUUCAACUUUAAGAUACCAAACUAGUCUCCACCGACAGCGCUGCCGGCGUCGACUGCGGACAGCAGAAGUCGCUGCAGAAAUAAAUUUUUAAGAAAGUUUUGCACAAACAAAAGGCGAUGAUGCAUAAGGAAAUAACUGACUAGACUGAUUCGGAAAUUUAAUACAUUGACUAGAAAAUACAUUAUAAAUUAGAAUAUGU